Penicillium antarcticum is the source of this 1272-nucleotide messenger RNA. Its product is annotated as zinc-binding alcohol dehydrogenase family protein. The record is from RefSeq and is a predicted model, not a curated record. The transcript has 4 exons. Gene Ontology annotation, molecular function: oxidoreductase activity, acting on NAD(P)H. Bases 1 to 1272 code for a protein of 423 amino acids. NCBI's taxonomy places the organism in Eukaryota, Fungi, Ascomycota, Eurotiomycetes, Eurotiales, Aspergillaceae.
AUGUCGACUACCUCUACAUACCUCCAACUCGAUGAGUUGAAAAAGACUCCUACUACUUUCCAUCACGACAUUGCCCAGUCAAUCUCGGACUUCACAAAUGAUACAACUUCCGAAAGUGAGCCUCCAUCGCCGCGGUCGGAAACAUCGAGGCAAAGUGUCCUUCUCUUGAAGGGAGCCCGUGAACAAUACUCCCUUGUGGAUGACCAUGCUAUCCCCUCAGUCCUACAUGAAGAAGAGAUUCUUGUGAAGGUUCUUGCAAUCGGACUCAACCCUAUCGACUGGAAAGGACCGGCAUUUAACUUUGGUAUCCCCAGCCUACCAUGGAUCAACGGACGUGAUCUAGCGGGCCUCGUCCUGCAAGUCCCAAAGGGAUCAUCACGUCUCAAAGUAGGAGAUAUCGUCCUCGUCCCAUCAACGGACUAUCGCGACAUUAGGAAAGCAGCAUUCCAAGAAUAUGCCAUCGCCACAGAUUUCAAUGCUGCACGAAUUCCUGCCUCCACAUCCAUCCACGCCGCCUCCUCGGUGGGAGUCGCAUAUGUCGCUGCCGCACUAGCCCUAGGUGUGUCAUUCGGCCUCGACUUCUCUCUCAUCAAAAAGGCCCCUGGCCCCAACUUACUCAACAUCAUCCAUCAACUUGACAAAGAUGAUAUCCCCGACGACAUCAGAGAAGAAUGCUUUGCCUCCUUCCUAGACUCUGAGAAACCACAACCAGGAGAAUGGAUCGCCAUCUGGGGAGCCUCAACAACAACAGGCCUAAUAGCCCUCCAAUUAGCAAAACUAGCCGGCCUCCGCAUAAUCUGCAUAGCUGAUAUAGCCCGCCACGGCGCAAAACUCCACGCAUCAGGCGCCGAUCUCCUAAUCGACCGCCAUGACCAAAACAGAGCAGUAGAAAUUAUCCGCGGCGUAACAAAAAACAAACUCCGCUACGCAAUUGACAUUGUCGGCAACGAAACGGCAGCAACGCUUGAAAAGACUCUCAACCCUGAUGGCCAUGCCCAUCUUCUUGGUUUGACUGGUUUGCCCAAGGAGCGGAAUUCGGGAAUACGGUAUCAUACUGUUCCUAUUAAGCUUUUCCAUUCUGCUCCGAAGGUUGGUGAGGCUAUGGUUUGUUGGUUGGAGGACUUGUUGCAUUCGACUAAUCUUACGCUGCCUGAGAUUGUGAGGGCUGAUGGGGGGCUUGAAGGGAUUAAUGGCGCGCUUGAGACGUUGAGGAGUGGGUCUGUUUCUGGUAAGAGGAUUGUUGUUGAUCUUGCUUCUGCUUCUUUGGCUUAG